GCCGCAAAGCGGAGCACUUCCAGGACUAGGCGGCGACAAUAGUGCCCGUUUUCGUGCAGUUCGUAGCUGACUUGGCGCCUUUAUAAUUUAACAAAAAAUGACCUCCCGGCAUCAGCAGCGGACUAGCUUGCGACUCUGCAAGAUACAUACUGACUUUUUUCUCAAGAAGAGAAAGAGUUUCUUGAAUUCUAAGGCCAAUGAAAUCGUUAGCGGUAGCCCCUCCUUUACUUCACUUUCCAAGACUUGUAGGCCAACCCAACACAACCACCUCAGGGACAAAUUCAGACAAAUGUCACCUGUGUGACUAUUGCAUUAGCAGAGUGCUUUGGCUCUAUUGAUAUAUUCUUUUGUUCGAAAGAAUGUAAAGAUCUUGGUCUUCUUCGGUUCAAAUCAUCUUCAGAUUGUGGUGGAGUUUGUGUGCUACACAAUCAUAUGCCCCUUAUAUAUAAGGGUUGGGGUUUGUGAUCUGUUAUCUAGCUUGCUUGGGUGAAGUCGACAGCCCGGCCUGGCGUUUGGAGUGCUUGUUAAGGCUGCCCGUGUUAAGGCUAUCUAUAAAGUCAUAGGUUGUGGUGGAGUACGGGUGCCACACAAUCUAUUCUGUUACGAAGAGACUCGUGGUCUCUUCCGUGCACUAUACAGGAGAGGGUAUCGGUGCUCAAUUGCUUAGUUCGCCUAGUUAAAGCACAAGUGAAUGCAUAUCGUAUAACUCGCUCGUGCUGGAAGAUCGUUCUCGCCACACGCUACUGCGGAUAAGCUCUAGCUCCUUAUCCGCACGCUUUGAAUGUUAUCGCUCUAGGAAGAAAGCACGGGAUCUGUUUUAAAUUUGUCGGUGAGCUUGUUCUUGUCCAGGACAAGGGAUCCCCUCCCUCAACAGUCUUGAUGUGGACAAUCUUGACUGGGGGAUGGGAGAACAGCCUGCAGUAGGUGCUCAGUGGCUGUUCCCUGACCUCUCCUACCCUCUGCCUUUCUUCGUCUAUUUUUGCGUUUGCCGGUUACCUUAUAGUUUGUGUCUACUCUCUACUCACAUGGCCCUUUUGUCACUUCUCGCCCCUUAGGUCCCCUAGUACCUUCCACCAUGUAAAGUAUAAAUUCAUCUUCUGUGUUCGUCCUUCCUCUUUCCGAAAUCAACCUCUUAGGCACAGGGGAGAGCUGUUAGCUUCUCAAUAUCAUGAUCAAGAUCGUGCAAAUCAAUGCUUUACACUCUUUGAAUAAGAAUGUUAUUUUGUUUGAAUUUCGAAUCUGCUCCCGCUUCCCAACCCAAUCCUUUGCCUAAGCAGAUAGAUACCAAUCAAUCUCUCUUCGUUCCACAAGCUAUUGUCUGUAUGUUUUUUCUGUUAACUAGCCACAACCAGAAAGAUGAACAAUGGCGGAUAGUUCUCCUCUUUUUCGUGAGUUAUUCUCUCCACCUGAGUGUAUGGACGAGAAGCACAACGUCCUCGUUGAUUCGUUACUGUCGUAUGCUAACGAAAAAGUCACUUCUAAUUGGACCGUGAUAGCAGAAAAUCUCAGAAAACAUGGUCUCCUCGCUCUGGCAACGUCAACGACUCAAUCUACGAAACAACCACAAGAAGAACUCAAUGUGGACCUUCUGUGGCCGGGAAGUGCUUAUUGGAGCAUCGCGUGCGGUGGGCAGAUGCAAGUUCUACUUGAGCUUGAGAAGAAGGUGCACAGCGAGAAUCGCGAGAUUCUGGAAGAUAUUUUCAAUAAGGGACCAGGACCUGAAAAAACUACUAGCACGAAAACGAUCGAAAUAAUCUUCCGUCCAGAUCGAAUAUGUGGUGCUUCUGGUGGUGCGUGUUCCGCUCUGUUGUGCGCACCUGGCUGGCGAGACACGCGUUUUUUGUUGAAUGCGUAUUUAGCCUACGCCCGACACCAGGAAAAGUACGGCCUCUUAAAAUCGGAAUGGUAUGCAGUCACGCCGUUCUGGCGGGAGGCGUAUCUAGAAGCAGCCCGCAUAGCCCCAAACACCAAAGAUCUCUUCCAGAAGCGCUUCAUCGCUGUGAGGCAAAAAGCGGAUAGCGUCUGGGACACACCGACAAGGAAACUUUCGAACAACGUGGUGUUUCACAAUUUCGAAACUUCAGAGGAACUCGCGAGCGCUGGGGUUGCGUCUGGAGAGGCCACGCUUAUGGGGCUAUGGUCGGGGGUGGAGAUUUCGGCCUCCAAGCUGCCGACACAGAGAUUUAUGGACGGAGGAAAGGCCACACACAUGAAUUGCCUUGACGGUGAGGAAGCUAGUGGUGCAUCCCAGAAACGACCGCGUCCGUUCCUAACUUACUCUACUUACUUCGUGGAGAAGAAGUCUUAUGCCUUGUACGUAACACCAGAUUCGGUUUCUUGGCUGUUCAAGCGAGGCGUAGACGACACGCUCGAUUGGUUAUUGUCAGAGAAUCUUGAAACGGAAAGAAUGCACAUGUAUCGAGCAGACCUGUGGACAGAGGAGACUUUAAGUUCAACAUCAAUGACAAGAUCGGACGUUGAUGCGCAUAUCAGGCAUGUGAAUGAAUCAAGCAAAAAGAAGUUGAACUGGGGCACUGACAGUUUAUGGGAUUUCACCCAGCCCUUUGGAUUCGGUUCAAACGCUAACUUUGUCAAUUUGGGUGCUUUGUCGAGAAGAACCUCAUGAUGCCUGACAUUCGAGACGGUUUUGAGACAAGAAUGGCAAUCGAAUCAAUAAGCAGACCGUAUCACUAUGACUGUUUUUACUCUUACCAUGUAUUUGUUUCCAAUUCUAGUGGCG
Molecule: messenger RNA, 2740 nt
Organism: Amoebophrya sp. A25
Lineage: Eukaryota; Dinophyceae; Syndiniales; Amoebophryaceae
Source: the annotation of a GenBank genome assembly